Molecule: messenger RNA, 5741 nt
Organism: Hemiscyllium ocellatum (epaulette shark)
Lineage: Eukaryota; Metazoa; Chordata; Chondrichthyes; Orectolobiformes; Hemiscylliidae
Gene: ubac1
Product: UBA domain containing 1
Exons: 10
Coding region: 154-1359 (401 amino acids)
Molecular function (GO): protein binding
Source: RefSeq, a predicted model, not a curated record
GAGGUGAAAGGUCGCACUGGUUUGUGGAGCUAGCGGCGGGAGCGGGAGGUCGGGGGCCGGCGGACACACCGAGUGCCAUGGUGACCGGCGGCAGGAGCGGGCCGUGACUCGGAGCUGAGAGCCGCGGCGGCGGGAAAGGAGGAGGGGGAGGCCAUGUUUGUGCAGGAGGAGAAGAUCUUCGCGGGGAAGGUGCUGAGGCUCCACAUCUGCACCAUGGAGGGGGCCGAGUGGCUGGAGGAGGUCACCGAGGAGACCAGCGUCGAGAGCAUCAAGGAGCGCUGCUUGAAGCACUGUGCACAAGGUGGAUUAGAAGAUCCAAAGACGAUAACACACCACAAACUCAUUCAUGCUACGUCAGAGAGGGUCCUAUCAGACACAAAGACGGUCAUCGAGGAGAACCUACAGGAUAAAGAUGUUUUAUUAUUAAUUAAAAAGAGAGCACCUGCUCCUCCGAAAAUGGCCGAUGUGUCUGCUGAAGAAAAGAAGAAACAAGAGCAAAGGGCGCCAGAUAAAGAGGCAAUCAUGAAGAUAACAGCUCAACUUGUUGCUCGGCAAGCUGAUCGGGUGGUUACCCAGCACAACCUGCGAGAUUUUCAGACAGAACUACGGAAAAUCCUUGUUUCCCUAAUAGAAGUGGCACAGAAACUGCUAGCUCUAAAUCCAGAUGCUGUUGAAUUAUUUAAAAAGGCGAAUGCAAUGUUAGAUGAAGAUGAGGAGGACCGGGUGGAUGAGGCAGCACUGCGCCAGCUGACUGAGAUGGGCUUCCCUGAGAGUCGAGCGGUGAAAGCACUGCGGCUGAAUCAUAUGUCUGUAACACAGGCUAUGGAGUGGCUAAUUGAGCAUGCAGAGGACCCAACAAUCGACACACCGCUACCUGGGGAUGGGACAGCUGGAGGGCCAAGAGCAGCUGCAAAGAAUGCAAAGCCAGAAGCUGUCCAUGAAAUUGCCAAACAAGAUGAAUUGACUGACAUCUUUAAGAAAAUCAGGCGGAAACGAGAAUUUCGACCAGAACCCAGAGCUAUGAUUGCUCUGAUGGAAAUGGGAUUUGAUGAAAAGGAGGUGAUAGAUGCUUUACGAGUUAACAAUAACCAACAAGAUGCUGCUUGUGAAUGGUUGCUGGGUGAUCGGAAGCCCUCCCCUGAGGAGUUAGAUAAAGGUAUUGACACUGAAAGUCCAUUAUUUCAAGCCAUCCUGGACAAUCCUGUUGUACAGCUGGGACUGAUUAAUCCUAAAACACUACUUGCAUUUGAAGAUAUGCUGGAAAAUCCGUUGAACAGCACUCAGUGGAUGAAUGAUCCUGAGACAGGUCCUGUGAUGUUGCAGAUUUCUAGAAUCUUUCAGACUAUGAAUCGCACAUAGGACAACUGCUCUGCCUUGACAGAAAAGCUUCCAGCUGUUCACCUGCAGAAAAGGGUGCCAUCUCCUGAGAAGAGUGUUUGUUGGUGGAUUAUUCACUAGUGGACCCUGUUUGUACUUGAUAUGGGUAGAUUGCAACUACAUCCACUUAACUACUGUUGCCUUUGGAUCUAGUGCUUAACGGCCUUGAUUUGAAGCUUUUAAUUUAAAGUAAAUGCUGUUAGUAAAUUGCACAGAGUUUGAGACACAAAAGAGAACGCUUAUACUUAAAAAAAAAGCAAACAGUAAUCCCACUUUAGGGAAAAGGCAAAAAUUGUGUCUCAUGGCUUUUGGAUUUGAGAACAGCCAAAGAAUAAAGGGAAACGGUGUGAUGUUCACUAAUUAAAUGAUUAUUGUUUGACUGUGUCUCAAUUUUGGAGCCCUGUUCCUCUUUGAAAGAAGCAGUGAACAAUGUUUUUGUAAACAGGGGAACUAUACUGUCCCUUUAAAUGCACCAAAGCAAACUUGGAAGAACCUUUAAUGUGGGGAGCAGUAGAACACACUUGGUUAUCUAGGUUGCUUGUCUGAUAAGAACCUCAGAAUUAGCAGUGUUGUAGUGAAGGAGCCGAUGCUGCAGUGAUUGCAAAUAAAUGGUUGCCCUUUAAGUGAAUGAGGGGUUUCUGUACACCAGUCUAGGUUCUGUUUGAUACACUUGUAAUGUCAGAGUGGAUAGUGCUGUAAGAAGACUUAGAAUGUCAAACAGGUCUGUUUAAUAUGCAGAAUGCUCCUCCUGAUUGCUUUUUUUUGAAAGGAUAAAAGCAAUCUCAUAAUGGGAAGAAAUGUUUCUUUUAUAGUUUUGGAGAGAAGCCACUUUCUCAUUAUGAUACCUUGGUGCUCAUUACCACGGUGUACAAAGAAUCUAUAAAUGUUGAUUUUUAUACAAUAGUCAAUUUGGAGAUCUUGUAUAGAUGAAUUUUUAUUUGUGAUAGCCCAGAUGUUCUACAUACCAGCCUGCACUCUACAGAAUGAGGAAAUACAACUAAAACUAGGAGGCAUUAUGUGCGAUGAAGGAUUUGUCCACUGGAAUCUAUCAUUGCUGCUGGCAAUUGAAGGAGUUUGACUUUAUUACAAUCAGUGAGGUAUUAAAACUGGCCUCAGGGAUUUGAAUACUGAUGGAGUGCUCUGUAUAUUAAAAAGUGAUUUGGUUGCUGGGAUUUUCCUCAAUGCCAGAGUCUCUGAAAGCAGUAACAUCUUACAAAAGAUAUGUAACUGAGAUUCUGUCAAAAUAAAGAAACCCGAAGGAGGGAGUGCUUUCACCUCUGUGCAGUGAAACUGUAAUCUCCUUCUAGAAAGAGUUGAUAGUGGUGCUACAUGUAGGGGGCAAAAACUGCAGUUCUUCCCUGUGGUGCUUGCUUGUGUUUUAUAAAUGUUCUCGCUCUUAAAAGAGUUGUACUGAAAACAUCAGGCGUUGACCAUUUUAAAGACAGCUUCACUGUAAUCAAAGCAUCCGAUAAAGCGACUUGGGUUUGUACUUAGCGUGUGAGACUAGCGAUGCUUUAAAGGUGAGGCUAAGCAGUGUGGUGAAGAUUUUUUUGGAAUAUUUAUUUUAGCUGAAAAGAAUUGUCAAAAGUUUUGCUUUAAAGGGAGUCAUGCCAGGCUUGUAAUUAGCUGGCUGCUUUUUGAAAUUUUGUUGACUUUUAAUUUCUGGUUUUCUUUGCUGCUUUUGAAAAGAAUGUUAAAUUUUAUUGCCAUCGUCAGCGUUUCUACUGAACAGACCAGCUAACUUCCUUCCUUCCAAAUUGGCUCCAUCUAGAUUUGGUUACCAGAAGAUAACCGUCUCUGCCUGAAAUGCAGUUUUAAAUUGAUGCCUAGAAUUAUUAACUAUGAUUUGUGCAAUUUAAAAAAAAAUUGAUUGUGUGACUUCAGAAACUGAAAUAUCAUGGUUGGCUGCUUCUUGACAUCACAGAUUGGGGUAUUUUCUCAUUCCACUGUUAUCGACUUAACUACACUUUUUUUUUCUCUAUCUAGAAUUCCGUUUUCUCUUAGCAAUUUCCUUCCCCUUUCCUUCAGAAGAUAUUGAUUUGUUGCUUGGCAUUCUCCAUGGAUGCCUAGCUGCCUUGUGUACCUCAUCAAAAUGACAAUCAGAACACAGACAAGGCUGUCAGGCGGGAAGUUCAGACAUGAAUGGGUUGGGUGUGAGGGAUUUUGCAGCAUUUGUGUUUGGACAUCACUCAUUUUUCACUUCAUUAAUUUCCUGAGCCAUUGCAGGGUUCCUCAUAAGCUUAAUGUGUGUGGGGACCGUUUCAUUAAGUAGCCUCCACCAUACAAUUCAGGUAGCUGUCUGGUACAAUUCCUAAUUUGUGCCAUGUGGUGUGUUUUUCACUUCUGGAGCUGUGUAAGCCCUAACAGUGUGUUUAAAUAUUGAUUCAUCAGCGGAAAGUGAAACUGUAUCACCAUGUUGCAAGCAUCUGAAUGUGUGGUCUACUCUUCUGUGUCAGUCUCCCAGUCUGUCAGUCUAACAUUUUUAAACUAUUACUGCUUUCCUUCACUUUCAAAUUCAUCUUUUGAAUACUCUGGGGGAAGAAAAACUGGACAGUCCAGUCCUUUGACAAUUCCACGAAGGAAAUCAAUUGCUGGUCAUAGUCAUACAGCACGGAAACUUGUCCAACUCAUCUGUGCUAACCAGCCACCCCAAUCUGACUUAGUCCCAUUUGCCAGCAUUUGACCCACAUCCCUCUAAACCCUUCCUAUUCAUUUACCCAUCCAGAUGCCUUUUAAAUAUAAUUGUAUCCACCUCUUCUACUUCCUCUGGCAGCUUGUCCCAUACCCGCACCACCCUCUUCUGAAACUCUUGGGUUCCUUUUUUAAAUCUUUCCCCUCUCACCUUUAAACCUUUUUAGGUUUGGACUCCCCUCCCUAGAACAAAGACCUUGAGUGUUCGCCCUACCCAUGCCCCUCAUGAUUUUAUAAGCCUUUUAUCAGAUCGCCCCUCAGUCUCCAAAGCUACGGUGGAAAAAAAACAAGCCUAUUCUUUGAAAUCCCUGAUUUGGAUCAUAUGAUUUUCUCUUAUUCCUUUUGCAUUAAACAAUUGAGCUAUAAAUAGCAAACUUCCUUUUGGCAGAGGUGUGUACACGAAUACUUGAAGCUCAGUCUCUAAUUGCGAAUUAAGUGAUCCACUGUUCAGCUUGGAUAAAAGUGAUGUCAUCUUUUUGUUCUGUACAAGUCGGAAGAGCAGUCCUUUCAUCUGCACAGUCUACUGUGAUCUGUCUCUGUCAAAGUUAAAUUCCUGUGUGUGAGACUAAAAUUAUUCAUGUUAAGGUUUGGAAGCCAGUGGAUCUGUCACACCUGACCUACUCCCUGUGUAUGUAGAGUUGGAUAAUGGUGUUCCUGAUUAUGUCAUCUAUUGCCUUUUUAGCUUUGAAAGAUUCAAAACCUAUCUUGUACGUGGCUCCUCAAUAUCCAAUGACGUGCUUUUAUCACCAGAGACCGGUUACUACAACAUUAGUGCUGUAUUUAAAUUAAAAUGUUUGAACCUUGCACCACCAUAUUUCACCUCUUACCAAAUGAUUGUUAGUGGAAAUGUCAGUCUGUAAAUGGGCUCAGUUAUUUUUUCUAUUGCUAAUGUUCUGACUUUUACUGCCUUUCACAUACUGGUUUCCUUGCUGUGCAUCUGAAUGUAAUAGUCAGUGCAAAGAGAUUUUUCUCCUCAGCGAAUGGAUGCUGCAAUUAGCUCCUGGCAGCAAUCCCCAGCAGCCUAGAAUCUGCUGCUGUAAGCCAGAACAAGGGAUGAGGCAAGGUUGGUGCGAGUCAUUAACGUUUUAAAAGACACACCUAAAGCUGAUGAUGUAUUCUGCCUAUUCAAAGCUGAACUGUAGCAAACCAUAGGUCAUCUAAAAUGUGCAAUUACAAUCCUCAAUGGAUGAAAUUGUAGAUUUAGCAGGUAAAUUAGUAAUGUGAAAGGCAGGUUAAUUUUUCUCAUGCUAAUGUGUCUGUUGUGUUUCUAGUUUUUAUUUAAUUUCCAGAAUUCUUUUGGUGCAUCUGAUUUCUGAAGUAAAACUUUGAACAUGGGUGGGUGGGUGAAUGGAAAGGAUGCACGUUUUGCUUGUGUUUUGGAUUCAGUAAAGUGUAUCUGAGCUGCCAAGAGUGGUUGUCAAUUGUAUUACAUAAAUGGGCUUUUUUAUGACUGCUUCCAGAUUAGAUGGCACAGCGGCACCCUUGAUCUGAACCCUGAUCUGACUGGAUCACUUUUGUCACUACUUCAGUGCAACUUGAGUUGCUCAUUAUUUAGACACAGGCCAAUUCAGAUUGCGACGAGACUGACCAAAAAAAAUGCUGUAUGUUCCUUCAGAUAAUGUGUUUUUAUGCUAAUUUUUAUGUAUUAAAUUAAAAGCUUGUGUUUCCGGUGA